AUGACAAUAUUCACCUGCAUAGUCAGAAAAACUGCAGCAGAUAUCAACACAUUUAAUUCUGAAAAGAGUUCUGUUAAGAUCUUGGAGACUAGUAAAAAAAAUGUUAUCACUGCAUGGAAGCCCUGUGAUUUUAAUAUUACCGGUGUAUGGUGACUGAAAUCAACAUCUCCCAGGGAAGCAUUUAAUUACUGUUACCGUGAUGCAGAUCUAAUUUAAACUCAUCGUGGUAAAAAAGAAUCUGUCAACUGUAACGACUCUAGAAGUACAUUGUAAAAUAAUAUAUCAAAUGCUUCUUGAAUUAUAAUUGCACAAAAAAAAAGUAAUUUGUUUUAAAUGCUUUCAUGCUUUUGUCUGUUUUAGGAUGUUACAAUAAUGUAGAUUAUAAUAAACACUGCUUUUAUAUACUGACAAUAUACCUGUUUUCUUAGUCCAGAGUACAGAAUCCUUGGACAGAUUCCAAAUACAGAUAUAUAUUGCGAUGUAGAAGAAUAUGAAGAGGUAGGAAAUAAAUGUCACAAAUUACCCUCUAGUUAGUAGUUUUCAAUCUUUUUUUCUAACAUAUUACAAUUAAUAUAUUCUGUCAAAUGUCAACAGAGAGACAGAGAUCUACCGAUCUAUCAAUCUAUCCUAUCUUAGAUAAAUAUAUUCAUAUCGUUUGUGUGUAUGUAUAAUACCAUAAAUUAUUUGGGCACAAAUUCUUGUUUGGCUUCAUUUUUCAUAGUUUAAAAUGCAGCUUAUUUUUCACCUUUAAAGUGUUGUUUUUUACUCCUAGGUAAAGGAAUACCCUGGAAUAAAAGUAUUUCAGGCGAACACGUCGCUCUACUUUGCCAACAGUGAGCUAUUUGUCAGUGCAUUGAGAAAAAAGGUAUGUGUACUUUGUAAGUGUAACAAGGCAGCUCCGUUUCAGGAAUGCUAUUUCCAUGUCAUAUGUCAGCAAGUAAUGUUUAAAAGACAAUCACAUACUAAUUCAGACUUAUAUUUAUUUAAAGGAACACUAUAGUGUUAGGAAUGCAUGUAUUCCUGCCACUAUAGUGCUGGAGUGGCAGUUUGGGACCCUGGACCUCUUGUUUGAGAGUGAAAUGGGUUUUUAUUCACCAUUUCUCCAUCACUGCCCUGGUCUUGCGACAGCUGACUUCAAUAAAUCUUGAUGAUCUUCGAUCUUCUCUAAAUAGGCAGCAUUUAUGUUGAAAAGCCUGCAGGGACAGACUAUAGACACCAGACCCAUUACAUAAAGCUGUGGUUGUUUUGGUGACUAUAGUGUCCCUUUAAGGGUUAGUCCAAGAACCAUGACCAUGUCAAUAAUUUGAAGGGAUCAUGGUGCUUGGAGUCUGUAUCUGCAACAUUUGGUUUAGAAACACUGCACAUAGAGAGUUUAAACCCUCACAGGGGCGACAUUAGCCAGCCCGGAACACUAAUGUCAAUUCUGUGCAUAUUCCUAUGCACAGAAUUGCAUUUAUUGGCUGAGAGCACUUAGCUGACGCUCUCAGCCAAUGGAUGGGCCAGUGGGAUCAACUUCCAGCUUCUGCAGCUUGCAAAAGCCAGAUGUCGUCACUGGGCACUGGGGACCCAGAUAAGAGGGCAAAACGUUUUGCCCCAUUACUGGGAAAUGAGGCCAAGAUACUCCUAUAGGCACUACAGUAGGCUAUAAUUGUUUUGAUGCUAAAGGGGAAUAACCCUUUAAUGCAAUUCAUAAAUUAUAUUCCCAUUUGAUGGAUCAUAUGUAUUUUAUAUCAAUUUAGACAAUUUUCUAUAAUGUUUGUUUCAAUGUAAAUAAAAUACUGCCUAAACUCUAUAUAGUACAAAGAAUCAUGCAUGCCUGUUAUAUGUGUGUCCCUUGCCAUCCUUUCCACUGUAAUGUCUCUUUUAUCACUUAGUCAUACCCUGUUCACUAGCCACCCCACCAAAAUCUGGCAUGUUUAGGUGAUGGCAUUAUACUACAGACCUAUUUGUUAUCUCAGGGAACACCUAUUUGAAUCAUUCUGAUAUUUGCCGCUGCUUUUCUUUUAAAUGUAAUCCCAUAUAGAAAUCAUUGCUAUUGUUGUCCCAAUGUCUGGCUAUUUCUUUCUGUACAUAUUAAUUUUGAAAACAUUAUAGUUGAUUCUAUUGCAAUGUUAUUAUUAUCAGUGACAUCCAUGGCAGUUAUUAAAUAAAAGAGUUCAACAAAUUGUCACGUAACUGGUGCAUUUGGUACAAUUACCAUCUUUUUGUCUAUGUUUUCAUUUCAAGACAGGGAUUGAUCCUGGUGCUAUAAUGAUUGCCAAGAAAAAGGCGCAGAAGAGGCAUGCCAGAGAAUUGAAGAAAACAAAGCAAACGGAGAAGAAAGCUGUUUUAAAGCUUGUAAGUCAUAUAUUAGCUAUAUUACAUGCUGUAUCUGUCAUGAAAUUUGGUCAACCCAACCGAAUCAGCAGCACCAAUGGCAGGUGACUAAGGGACCUUUUUCCGAAAGUAUGUCCACUCCUCGUUUUAUAUUUUAUUAGUAGCAUCGGUGGGAGACACUUGGUCUAUCGCUGUAUUAUUAUUAGAGUCACCACACACUAUCUAUGGAUUUGAACUGGGUGAAGCACUUGGUUCCCUCCCCAAAGUAAAAUUAAAAGCUCUCAAUCUGGAGGGGGACACUAGGUUUCUCCUUCCCUGUUUAAUAAGUUGCCCCCACAUGCUGACCAUCGGGGGCAGUGGAGAUCAUUUGGAUGAUUACAAACUUAGUGUGAAAAAUAAGGCAUUUAGUGAAUAAAAAAUAUAGAUAAAUUUUAUUUAAAGCAGCUGUAUAACACUCCGUAGAUAUCCCAAAAAAUCCACUAGGAAAUAAACAGAAAACUAAACUACAACUUAUUGUUUAAGUGAUAUAUCCCACCUCCUAACCAACUAAGUAGUGAGUGCAGCGCUAAAGAAGUUGUAUAAAUAACUUACCCCUCAAAGUUUUCAGUUUUUUUUUUCAUUUACAUAAAAUAGAAAGAAAUGGUACAACAUAGUGUGAUACUGUAUACAAUGUUUCAAGACGUAAAAUUACAAAUACAAUUGAGAGUAGAUGUGCAUCCAUCUCACAUUUGUUGGAACCUUUUGUUGGUAUAGGUGCUAAACAAAAACUAGGUGGCAACAUCUACCUUCUUCUGUACCCCACUGGGUAGGAGAUUUUCUUCAUAAAAGAUGUGUAUAUGUAAUAGAAAACAAACAGCAAUUUAGUAUUUAUACAACUUCUUUAGUGGUGCACUCACUUCACUACUUAGUUGGUUAGGAGGUGGGAUAUAUCACCUAAACAACAAGAUCAUUAGGAUGGCUAUCCCCUCCCCCAACCACGUUUUGUAAAAUGUAAUAGCCUCCAUUUGCUUGGGAGAAGAGAGUGAACAGUGAUCAAUCCACCACCCAUGAUUACAUUUAAAAAUGUCCCCAUCCCCAUUGGCUGCCCAAUUGCUAGUUUUUAAAGAUUGGCAGAUAAAAAGUUCCCUUAUACUUAAAUAGUAGUCACAUUGACCAGAAACAGAUUUACAUCACAAAUGCCUCUAGCACCUCCCAAUUCCACCCCCAAACUAAAAAAAUGUAAUUGAAAAAGCUGAUCAAUUUAAAUAUGAUAAACGUUUUUAUGUAUAAACACAUAUGGAGUGUAUGUACUGUAUCACAUCUGUAGCAGUGUGUGUAAAUGUCUUAGUGCAUGUAUUACUGUGUUUGUAUAGAAAGUGUGCAAUAUUGUGUGUCUAGUAGCAGUAUGUGUAGUAGUGUGUGUUUGUAACAGUGUAAGUAGCAGUAAAGUACAGUGCAGGAGAAUGUGUGAGUCUCUGUAAGGGUAACGGCAUGUAUAGCAGUAUGUGCAACAGUGUGAGUAGUAGUAUGUGUGUGUGUGUAUAGUGUGAGGAAAAGUAUUGUGACGAAACGCCGGACACACCGACCAGGUGCCUCCGCCAAUCGCUGCUUCCUUAUUGCUCACCAAGUACCACAAGCACUCCACCAGACACCAUCAGCACCGUAGUCCCCACGUCCAGCGUUACAGCUUGGCUGGGAACUCGCUAUCCCCCACCCACCCUGGACCCAAUACCAGGAUCCAGCUUCCAGUGGGUGAACCUCCCCUAUUCCAGAGAGUAUAGCAGGAACAGCUCUUAUAAGAGCUAGUGAUUAUAAUCCCAGGGGAGUAUAGUGCUAUAGCAACUCCCAGGGUAGAUAGGGUAGCCAUUUCCCCCACACAUGAGAUAAGACUCUAUGUUGAGGGUAAGCAAGAGAGGCAUGCCAGAGAAUUGAAGAAAACAAAGCAAACGGAGAAGAAAGCCACAACUGGCCUUUUAUGCAAGUCCUCAUGCAAGGGGCACUCCCACCCUGGACCUGAGAGUAAACCGCAGUAUAAACAAAUACAAAACUACAUUGGCUCUCAAAUCCAGGACACUCCCAUACAUAAUCAGAUAAUCCCUCCUCUGUGCCUGGGAGAUAAUUGGAUCAGGAUCUGUACUAAUCUAAUCCAAAUAUCUCCAAGCACAGAAAAACAUACUUUUCCCAAACACCCCAAAAGUACCUCUAAAACACAUGGAAACCCCACUAAAGUUACAUCCCCUGAUAGCCCUCGAUCUGGGGGACCAACAUAUCCAAAAAUCACCCAGAUCGGUUCAGGGGUUAGGGAUUUCCGUGGAAGUCAUAGUUUUGAGCGACUGUGUACAUGGUCCUAUGCCCAAAACAGUUCCAGGGAAUUAGGGCUAACGAUCGGUCUCUCUUUCUGGAGUACAAAGGUACAUAUAUCACAUACGUUUUUUUUAAAGGGCCCAUAGGUUUUUGGCAAGAGGCUGGCCAGCAGAGCCUGUGGCGAGGUUACUUUCGCCACAAGUAUGUGUGAGUGUACAAUGUGGUGAUCAGUAUAAGGAGCAGUGUAUGCGUACAGUGUUGGUAGCUGAUUUGUGUGUGUACCUGUCAUUUCACAAGGUCACACAAUGAAGUCCUCUCCCUCAAUGCUCAAAUCAAUGUGUUCAGACUGAGGGAGCAGGGCCAAGUACAGAUCACAUAGGGGGUAUUUAUCUAAGCCCUCUACACACUUAUUAACCCUUAAUAGGGUACACAUGGGGGUAUUUAUCUAAAUAUCCUACAUACUUAUUAACCCUUAGUAGGGUACACAUGGGGUGGUUCGGUCCGGGCCAUUCUAAGUUUAAUGAAUAAUGAUGUAUAAUUCUGCUUCCCUAGAUCUACUACACUAAAGCCUAUUACUAGUGUAAGUGCAUGCCAUGUGUAUACAGUGACAGAGCAUAUCAACAUACUGUACACUGAACAUAUGCUGUUUUACAUUAUAAAUAGAUUCUUCUUUUUUUUUUUUAGACCAAUGAUGUGGAAAUGGCUGUAAAGCAUGAACUAAUGGACGACGAUCCCAUGACAGAUUUAUCAGUAAAUGAUAAAAAUGGAUCAGCUGACAGAAAUAUGCAUAACAGCCCAUCGGAGGAACUGGAAUACUUUAUGUCCCCAGCCAUCAAUGUUCAUUCCAUUAUUCUGGACUUCACUCCUGUCAACUUUGUAGACUCUGUUGGAGUAAAAACCCUGAAGUCGGUAAGCUGCAAGUAGUUUAGCAGUUUAAAGGGCAAAUUAAACCAUUUUUUAAUCAAGUUUUUAUUUAGAUGCUGACAAGAAAUGUGAAUGCAUAUGUAACCAUGGUUCAAAAAAAAGCAUAACUUUUAUUAAAUUCUAUAAAAAAGGCUUAGUGGGCAUGAAAAUCUAAUAGCCCUUAGUAAAUAUUCCUGUUUAUUUAAACAAUAUCUAAGACUAUGGCAGAUAAGGGAACAGCUUGUUUAUUUGUUGUUUGCUUCUUUCCCUAUGCCUUAUUUAUACUGGGCUACCACUACAGGGUAACCAGAAAAAAGCCCACAUGAAAAUUGCACACAGAAAAAACCCUACUGUCAUAAAUGCCCACAAGAAAAAUGCCCACAAAGAAAAAUGCCCACACUGAAUAUGCACAUAUAGUAAUUUUGACCAUUUAUGAGCAUGAAUUACCUACAUUUUAUUUUGUUAUCAUUUAUAUUACCUACAUUUUAUUUUGUUAUCAGUAUCUAAAGAUUAAAAUAUAUCAUAUAUUUAUAUGCAACAAUUUGCAUUAUGAUUUUAUAAUGUAUAAUUAAUAAUUUUGCUAUGUUAUAAGUAUACUAAUUCACUGCUAAACAAAAUGUGUCCUAUGUAUGUAGAGAGCUUUAACCCCUUAAGGUCAGAGGCAAUUGUACAAGUUCUGACCAAAACAAAACCUAGAAUUUGAGCGAGAUAUAUAAGUCUGUUCAACCAUAAUUUACCUCUUUUAUAUUAAGUGUACCCACAUGUUUUAUAUAUCAUUUUUUUCAGGACAAACAUGGAUUUAAUUUCACAUCAAAUAUUAAUUUAUAUAUGAUAUAUAAUUUAAAUUAAAUCUAAAAAAAGUGUGAGAUAGUAAGAAAUGUGGCUGUUUUUCAACUGCUACAUGACAUUUUAUUUUUUAUUUUUAAUUCUUUAUUUUAGAAGUGCAGGUUUAAACAUCAUUGCAGGCAGUGCCACAACAGCAGCUGCGUUGCACAUCAUAACAUUUUAUAACAUUAGAGUGGCAUACUGUAGCAUAUAUCGGCACAAUUUUAUUGUUAUUUUGUGAUACCGUUAUCAGCAGGUUAAUCCACUAUGGUGUUCAGGAGUGCGAAUGCUCUAGUUCGAAUGUUCAAUGGAUAUCGCAAUCCUAUGUGUGGACGGUUGUGUGUGUUUGUGGAUGAGGGUUUAAUAUAAUGAAAGAUUUUGGUAAGUAGUUAGAGAGUAGUGGACACUGGACUUGCGAUCCCUGUGGAAAGCGCGGUUGGGUAUGGUCAGUAGCUAGGGGGUUUCGCGGGUCUCGAUCCUCUUGCGGUUUUUGAAAGUAUAGUUGCGUGUCCGUUGAGUGGCAAGAGGUCGGCACUCACUCCAAUUAUGUGUUAGUGCUGCUAGACAGAAGUAGGUGAGUGGGGGGUAGGGGUGUAAUAGCGGGAGUGUACUCCCUAUGCCAGCAUGCAUCUGAAGGUAAGGGGAUGCGUCCCUAGGAGUAUGGUAUUUGUGUCAGUGUGAGAGGUAAACAUCAAAAAACAGAGCAAGGCAAAAAGAACGAAAGCAGUGUAAGCCAUAUAGCAGGCAACAACAUAUAGAAGUAUAAAGUAAAGUCACUGGUUUCAGUCCGUGGCCGUUCAGGGCACAGCAGUUGUGGUGGGAUCUUCCCGCAUAGCAGCAGGAACAAACGGGCGGACCCUUUCGGGGUCCCAGGCGAUCGGCCGUGGAACCGGAGCAGAGGUCUGCGAUCCCUCCGGAGUGGUUGGAAGCCCGAGGGUCUGCAGCGUGCUGGGUAUUUCUUCUGCCCCUAGUACUUUCAUUGUCCCGGAUUCUUGGGCGAUCAAAAGGCUCCUUGGCAUUCCCCACCUGUAAGGCACCUGGAAUUUUGUGAGUAUUGGCGUUAGUGGUUUCAGGGAUCUCCUCCACUCUAAGGUUGCUCUAGAGAGGUCCGGAAAGAAAGUCAGUUGGUGUUCCUCAAAAGAGAAGGGCGAUUUGUUACGAGUGGCCGCCAUGAACGCCUGUUUGUCAAGGCUGUUUCUAAAGCGGAUUAUGACGUCCCGAUACCCUCCUGUGGCAUUUGCAGGUGGCGCUGGGAGUCUGUAGCUGCUGUCUAAGUGCAUUGUUUUGGCUUGUUUGGCUGAAAAUAGUUGGGUUAGGAGCCUCCGGAUUAGGUGAGGCAGUUAGGCUGCGGUAACUGUAUCAGGUAGGCCGCGGAUCUUUACAUUUUUCCAGCGCCUCCUAUCCUCUGCUGCGGCCAUGCGGUGCUGAAUCUUAGCUUGUUCGCCUUUCAGGGCGGCGAGUUCUCGCUCAAGUGUUGCGAGCCUUGUCUCGUGGCCGGCAGUUGUUACCUCCGUGUCAUGGAGGCGGGCUGAGACUCCUUUAAUUUCAUCCCGGAAUGUGGAGAUGUCUGUGGCAAUGUUACGACGUAGUUCGUCUAGGAGGGACUUUAGGGUGUUCUCUGUCACCGGUUCCCCAGGUCGUCGGUCAGACCGUUUGUCAGGUCUCUUACUGUGUGCCGGUGCCUCCAGGUCUCUCAGAUCGGUGAGGGAAGCUUCGCUGGAUGAGCACGACGGCCCAUCUGUGAGAGGCGCCAUGUCAGGCCUCAUGGAGCCCUGAGGCCUCCAAAGGAGAUCGCCGAUAUCGGCGGUUGUCAGGGGUUUAUCAGCCCGAUAUUUUUUUGACUUGCGCCCCAUCGUGGUUACAAGCUGUAGCCCAGCUGUGGUCCAGAUUUUCAGGGCAAAACUUGUUUUUUUUUGGCUCUUUUGGCUGUUGUGAAGUCGGAGCUCCUGCAGGACGCGUCCAUUCGCUUAGGCAGCUGGCUCCGCCCCCUGCUACAUUACAUUUUAACUGUGAAUGUCAAACUAUUCUUUUAGCUUUUACUGAAAUAAAACAGACAUAUUUGUAUGCUGUGAAGUCCCACAAGAACAAUGAUGCCCCCUAUGUACAAGUUUCAUCUUGUUUUGGAAAGUAAGAGUCAAAUGUAAGCUCAUUGAGCAGGGCCCUCCACCUCUCUGUUCCUGUAAGUCCAGUUGUCGGGUUACAAUUACAUGUCUGUUAGUCCACCCAUUGUACAGCGCUACGGAAUCUGAUGGCGCUAUAUAAAUAAUAAAAUAAUAAUAAAUAAAGAGCUUGCCCAUUGCAAUUUUACACAUUGAAAUUUGCCAGAUUGGUUUGUGGGCCUAUCUUGCCUUUGAGACUAUAUAGUAGCCCAGGAAUGAGAAUUAUCUCCAUCUUGGCAUACGAUUUGCAAAAGUGUGCAGCUCAGUGUAUUCAAAAUAGGGUAUGUCCAGUCUUCGUUAGUAGACACUCCGUCACAAACCCUGGCCAAACUUAGUGUUCAGAUUAGUUUUUUGCAUUUUUCACAAAAAAAACGCAGCUUUACUGAUAUCAUUUUAAUUAUACAUUUCCCUGUUUUAAAACACAUAUAUCCGUGUUCAGCAGUUUCACAAGUACAACAGUGCUCCUUAUAAAUGAAAGCCUUGUUUCUCCUGAAAUAAAUUAAUAUAUAAGUGCGGGUACACGAAUGAUAUAAAAGAGGUAAAUUAUGGUUGAACAGACAUAGAUCGCUCAAAUUCUAGAUUUUGUUUUGGUCAGAACUUGUACAAUUGCCUCUGACCUUAAGAGGUUAAAGCCCUCUACAUACACAGGCCACAUUUUGUUUAGCAGUGAAUUAGUAUACUUAUAACAUAGCAAAAUUAUUAUUUAAUUAUACAUUAUAAAAUCACAAUGCAAAUUGUUGCAUAUGAAUAUGAGAUAUUUUAAUCAUAAGAUAUUGAUAAAAUAAAAUGUAGGUAAUAUACCUAUUCAUGCUCAUAAAUGGUCAAAAUUACUACAUGUGCAUAUUAUUCAGUGUGGGCCUUUUUCUGUGUAGGCAAUUUUUCCGUGUGGGCAUUUUUCUUGUGGGCAUAUAUGACAGUGGGGUUUUUUCUGUGUGCAAUUUUCAUGUGGCCCUUUUUCGGAGAACCCACUACAGGUAUCUAAGUGCAUAUGUAAUCCCCCUAGAGUCGACAUAGGUGUGCUACAUCUCUGCUAGCAUUAACAUGUUUGUGCUUAUCUAUUCAGAAAAUAGCUUGACAGGAUACUAGUGACCUCUAUUGGUAGAUAACAGGUUCUACAUCCCAGGAAUUUGAAUAAUGGGUUUGUCUAAAUUUAUACUUUUGAAUGAACUUAAACUGGUGACUACUAAUAUUUCUUUUAAAAAAUCAUUUAAAAAAAAAAAAAAAAAACAAUUCUAACACAUUGAAGAUAGAAAAAUAAACUAAGGAUUAUUAUAUUUUUAUGUGCAUUAGGUCCGUCUAGGCUUUUUUAGUAUGAUAACUAAUAAAUUGUUUUAUUGAACCGCAGUUAGAUUUGAGUUCCAUCUCCUUUCACCUCUAUUUUUAUUGACAAAAAACAUGGUUACACAAGGAACAGUAAGAGCGCAGCAGUGUUAAAAUAAAAUUUACAAAGUUGGAGACCAAAGUUAUAACUAUGCUUAAAAAGGUAAGCAGCAGAAUAUCCAGAAUAGUUACAGCCCUUGAAAAUCAACCUGAUUAGCUUACGUCUAACAUAGGGCAGUGUACAUCGAAGGGCUGGCUGCAUUUGGCCUAGGGAGGCAACUACCAAUAAAUAAUUAAAGUAUAUUGUCUUACCACACUCCACCCCCUUUGUAAAUGUUGUAUUAAAUGUUUUAUAACUGUACUGCAAUAUUUGUGCUACAAAAAUAAUUCUAUUCAGUAUUGUGCUGUGGCCCACAAACCCCUCUAUACUAGUGGCCUGAGGGCAAAUUCCUUCCUGCCUUCCUUGCCAGCCCUCCCCUGGCAAUUUAGUUUUACAUCACCUACACAGCUCGGCCUGGGCUGGGACAGGAGCAAGAAUAGGCCUGGCUAGUAACACAUGUCAGUAAUUGGAUUCAUUCUUUGUUUGUGUGCUGUGUAUUAUUUUCUAAUGUGCUUUAUAUUCUCAGGCAAUGAAGGAGUAUAAAGAAAUUGGUGUUGAUGUCCUUCUAUCUGGCUGCAAUGGUAAGCUUUUUCAAAAUAAUAACCCUGUCUACACAGGGGUUAAACAUAAUGGGUACACAUUGCUUUUUAGCCAAUGAUCUUGGAAAUGUCAUCAAAACUAAUUUAAACAGACACUCUAACUUUAAAAAUGAACAUAUUUUUUUACUAUUUUACUAGUUUUUACUAGUUGUUUUUUAACUGGCGAGGUAGCUCAUUUGGUAGUCAUUCCCUGACUACCAAGCCUGUUCAAAAAUGCAAGGUCACAGGUUCAAAUCCCAGCAGGUUCAACUCGGCCCUUCAUCCUUCCGAAGUUGAUAAAAUUAAUGGGGUAAUCAAUGGGGUAAUACUAACAUAUAUUACUAUUCAGCUGCCAAUUUGGUUAAUUCCAAGAGCGUGCACUGAAAAGUGCCUUGAGUCCCACUUGGAGAAAGGUGUUAUACAAAUACAAGUUAUUAUUAUUAAAUACUAGUUAUAAUUGUUAACAUUAAACAUACAUGUAAUCCUGAGCUGUCCACUAUGAUAUAAUCUUGAUUGAUGAUAUCUUAUCCAAUCAGAUGCUUCUUUUAAAGAAACAAUGAGGAUCUCUGUGAUGUGCUCUGCCAAGCCAGUGCUUUUAAUUGAGAAGCACUAAACAUAUAAAAUAAACCAAUAUACAAUGCUGAUAAUGUCAUAGGAAGAAGAGAAAAAUAUGUUUUUAUUACAAUGUUUGUGUUACAUAUGGGAAUCUCCUCCAUGCUCAACAAAUGGAAUUUGAGCCAAAGUUAAAGAGUUUCUCAAACCCUUUUUAAUUUAAAAAAGAAUAAUGCCCUACUGGAGUCCCUUGGUGCAGUCCCUCCAUUUUGUGGUAAACCAUUUUUGAGCAGUUUAACACUGAAUGAGGGCCCCUGAGGACCCAUAACCCAUUGUAGGUAUGGCUAAAGUAGUGAUUACACUAUUUCUUAGCCAUUUCAAUUUGUGCCAGCAAUAGGCAGCUGUCAACUCAAACUCUUAGUCGCUUAAAGUGGUCAGCUGAAACUCUUAGCCAAUCACUGCCACAGAUUGCUACUUGGGCUAAUGCAUUAUUAUCAGCCAAGAAGCACAGAGGACAUGGGCUGCUGGGGAUUCUUGUUUUUAGCAUUAAAUCAUUAAAAAUAAAAGUGAAUAAAAGUUCAGCACAAGGGGCUCCAGACACUAUAACCACUUUAAUGAUAUGAGGCAAUUACAGUGUCUCUUUAAAUGACAGCCUUUUACUAUCUGACUUUUGAAUACUAAAGGUUUUAUUUCUCUCCAUAAGACACAGACAGAAUAUUUAAAAAAAAGUAUUUAGACAUUGAAUGUAUCUCUAUGCCCUGCACAGUAGGGCUUUAUGGGUAGUACAUGGGUCUGUAGAAGUUGUAUGUCCAUUAGCAAGGUUUUACUUCUGAAGGGACAGCCCUGUAACCAGCAAGAUGGAAGUGCUUUAGUAUGGAUAAGGUGGGACAUAUAUUGAGCAUCUAUCUGUUUGUGAACUACAGUUCCCAUAAACAUGUUAGCCACUCGUGGGAGUAGUACUCCACAAAUGUCCCCUGAUCCAUUAUUUGUAUGCAUUAUGUAAAAGCAAACACCAUCUCCAUGUGCUAAUAUAUCCUCUUUAUUUAUCCUUGUUUACAGCAUUGGUUGUACGAGAUCUAACCAGUUUAAAUUUCUUUGACAAAAACAUCGAGAAAGACCUUCUCUUUCACAGUAUUCAUGAUGCUAUGAUCCACUGCAAGUUUAAAGCCUCUUCCUCAGCACUCACAUCUUCAGAGGAGCAGGUUCUGACCUCAGAUACAAUCAGCCAGAUCUGA
Molecule: messenger RNA, 12271 nt
Organism: Pelobates cultripes (western spadefoot toad)
Lineage: Eukaryota; Metazoa; Chordata; Amphibia; Anura; Pelobatidae
Source: the annotation of a GenBank genome assembly